ACCCGCCGCCACUCAGUUGGUUCUCUCCCUCCUCAAUCGGGACCGAGAGCUAAAACCUAGCCCGCGCCGGCCAUGUCCCGCCGUGCGCCGUUCUCCAACCUGGACCCCGCGACGGCGGCCGACACGCGGCGCCAGCGCUACGACCAGCACGAGCAGGACGGGUACAUGGAGCAUCUCCUGCCGUACAUCCACAGCUGCGUCCCCGACCCGCCCGUCUCCACCACCGCCCGCCUCGUCGCCCGCCGCACUGGCCCUUCCGACGGCGUCGACCGCAUCAGCAGCCUCUCCGACACGCUCCUCCGCGACAUCGUCUCCCGCCUCCCCUUCAAGGACGCCGCGCGCACCGCCGUGCUCGCCACGCGCUGGCGCGGGCUCUGGCUCGCCGCGCCGCUCGUCGUCGCCGACGCGCACCUCCUGAACCACUGGCCCCCGACGCCCGCCGACGCGGCGCCCGUCACCGCCGCCGUGUCGCACGCCCUCGCCACGCACCCGGGGCCCUUCCGCUGCGUCCACCUCGUCUCCACCCGCAUGGACGCGUACCAGCCCCAGCUCAAGCGCUGGCUCCGUCUGCUCGCCGCCAAGGGCGUCCAGGAGCUCGUCCUCGUCAACCGCCCGUGCCCGCGGGAGGUGCCCCUCCCCGACACGCUCUUCCGGAUCGCCACCCUCACCCGCCUCUACAUCGGCGUCUGGAAGUUCCCAGACGCGGCCCACCUCCAAGGCGCCUCCUUUGCCAACCUACGCGAACUCGGCAUCUUCAGCGUCGUCGUGGAGGACGGGGACAUCGACUCUGUCGUCGCCAGGAGCCCCGUACUGGAGAUCCUCAACAUCCAAGGGACCAUUAAGGGGUUGCGUCUCGUCGGCAACAGCCUUCGGUGCGUGCAGAUCUGCGCUUCCGUGGUGGAGAACAUUGCCGUGGUGCACACCCCUUGUCUCGAGCGGCUCAUCCUGUGGGACGUACGGGGAUCUCCCAACCCUGCCAGUGGCUUGUGCACCAGGAUCAAGAUUGGAAAAGCCCCCAAGCUGCGCAUUUUGGGAUAUCUGGAGCCAGGAAAACACGUGCUAGAGAUUGGAGGCACCACCAUCAUGGCUGGCAUUAAACCAAGCGCAAGCACAAUGCUCAGGACGGUCAAGGUCCUGAGCAUCAAAUCGUGUUUUGGAUCCAAUGACACCAAGAUGUUGCCUGACUUCCUGAAAUGCUUUCCCAACGUUGAGGCUCUUCACGUUAUUUCUGUCAAAUGUAAUGAACCUGGUGACAAGCUCAACACCAAGUUCUGGCAAGAGGCUGGUCCCAUUGUAAGUGUGCUUAUGCGCAUCAAGGUGAUGACAGUCCGUGAGUUCCGAGGGGAGCAACAUGAGCUUGCCUUCCUCCAGUAUUUCUACGAGAAUGCACGGGUGUUGAAGUAUGCAUCAGUCGUGGCAGCCAAUGCAAGGGUCACUGGAAUAUCAGACAAACAGAUGUUUUCCAUUCUGCAGAAUAUGAAUGAUGCAAGAUGGGCUAGUAAAUUUGGACUGGCUAUCAUGGGAAGCAAUGGUCCCGAAGGAGGUAGACCCUGGAUGUUUGAACGAGGAUCAAAUUUUUCUGAUGAUGACCCUUUUGCACCAGUUAAAUUUCUUGAACAUGGCCCUGCCUCUGCGCCAAGAUAGAACAAGACUGCUUGUGGUGGCACACGCUGCAUCUGAGAUCUUCAACCUAUGAAGCAUGCAUGUGUUCUGGUUCUGUAAUGAGUAACUACUCUUGAAGAUUCCCUCCCGUUCUUAGUUCUGCCAGCACGGUUAGCUUGAGUGUUGCAGUUAGCAGUACCAUUUUGAUGCAAGUGACCACCUUUCUGUGGUAAAUGCUUUUAGACUGGGUAUUACAGACCACUGAAAUCUGCAUUUCAUGUGGUUUCGUUAGCUAGCUGUAUCAUCAUACAUUGAUGUUGCAUUGUGUAGUUUCUGCUAAACAUAUGGCUUUGAUGCUAAUGAUAAUUAGUGAUAACUAAGCUAAUUCAUGUUUCAUGCACUGUAUAA
Sorghum bicolor (sorghum) is the source of this 2010-nucleotide messenger RNA. Its product is annotated as F-box/FBD/LRR-repeat protein At5g22660. The transcript is spliced from 4 exons. The record is from RefSeq and is a predicted model, not a curated record. The coding region runs from base 73 to 1644 and encodes 523 amino acids. Gene Ontology annotation, molecular function: protein binding. NCBI's taxonomy places the organism in Eukaryota, Viridiplantae, Streptophyta, Magnoliopsida, Poales, Poaceae.